AUGUUCGACUACGUUGCGCGCCAAUACCGCUGGUACAAGCUCGAGUUCGGGCUCACGAUGCUCAGCUGGUGGGAGGUGGCCAUCUUCAACAGCUUCCUGCUGCUCGUGACCAGCGUCACGGGCUACUACGUCUACAACACGGGCAACUACAUCGCGGGUCUCCUGCACUAA
Phytophthora sojae is the source of this 171-nucleotide messenger RNA. RefSeq lists its product as hypothetical. NCBI's taxonomy places the organism in Eukaryota, Oomycota, Peronosporomycetes, Peronosporales, Peronosporaceae. The record is from RefSeq and is a predicted model, not a curated record. The transcript has 2 exons. The coding region runs from base 1 to 171 and encodes 56 amino acids.